AUGGCGACAACGGUUUCCACCUCUGCUGAGCAUGAGAGCAAGAAUGACAUCAACCUCACCAACGUGCCUGCCUCUGUUGCCGACGAGCUUGCCCAGGUGGGCUCAUUGACUGAGGUGGGCAACCUCGACGAUGUCAUCUUACAGGCCAACGGCCAUACACCGGCCUUGCAGCGACAGUUCAAGUGGCUGUCUGCCUUGGGAUUGGCAUUCUCAAUCACGAACUCAUGGAUUGGAUAUUUUAGUUGUUUCGGUCAGAACCUCAUAUACGGAGGGCCCCAAGUCGUCAUCUUUGCUCUCAUUGUGGCCUGGUUUGUGCAGUCCGUGAUCAUCCUGGGACUCAGCGAGUUGGCCUCGGCCUUUCCAAGUGCAGGAGGACAGUACCACUUCUGUUACAUUCUUGCUCCCGAGAAGCACAAGAGGUUCGCGGCUUUCGUAGUGGGCUGGAUGUCCAUGCUGGGCUGGUGGAUCGUGACUGCUAGUGGAACCUCACUCUCCGCAGUCUCCGUCCUUGGAGUUGCCCAUUUCUUCCACCCGGGUUACAUCCAACACGCUUACCAGGAAUGGCUCGUUUAUGUCGCUGUCGCAUUCAUCACGAUGCUUCCUCUCUUCCUGGCUCCCAAGAGAAUAAACCUCACGGUGCAAAUUACUCUCUACUCAUCCCUUAUCGGGGCAUUCGUCACCUUUGUUAUCGUGCUCGCCAUGAGACAGCAAGAGCAGCCGGCAAACUUCAUUACCCGCUCAGGUAUGGGAACCAGUGGAUGGGGCGAUGGCACUGCCUGGGUACUUGGUAUCAGCAAUGCAAUGUACACUUUUGGUGGCACUGAUGGCGUGAUACACAUCAGUGAAGAGCUGAUCGGACCCGGACGAAGAGUGCCCCAAGUGAUAGGCGCCACGAUGGUCAUUGGCCUCGUGACGACAUUGCCCCUUUUCCUGGCGCUGAUGUAUUGCGUCAAGGAUGUCGAUGCUGUCAUGAGCUCUCCCUUACCAAGUUUGGAGAUUAUCUACCAGGUAACUGGAAGCAAAGCGGCCACAUCAUUCUGCAUCAUCUGGCUUGUAGCGAUCUAUAUCCUUUCAUUGUGCUCACAAUGGGUAACCUCUGGACGAAUUGCCUGGGCGUUUGCCCGCGACGGUGGUGUUUCAUUUUCGACCUAUUUUGCCAAAGUUGACGAUCGCCUGGGAUUCCCCGUUCGUGCAACGCUGGCCUCGUUCUGUUUCGUCUGCCUAUACGGGCUGCUCUACCUUGCAUCGACCACGGCCUUCAACUCUAUCGUCACCUCGGCCGUGCUUUUCCUCAACAUCACUUAUGUGGUACCUCAAGGAAUCCUGCUCGUUCAAGGAAGGAAAAAGAGUCUCCCGCCACGCUAUCUCAAACUCGGAUACUUGGGAUAUUUCUGCAACAUCUUUUCGGUCCUGUUCAUUGUGUUGCUUGGUGUCCUGAUAUGCAUGCCGCCCAGUAUUCCUGUGGUUGUCCACAGCAUGAACUAUACUUCUGUCAUCCUUGUUGGGCUAUUCGCAAUCAUCAUGCUCUGCUGGUUUACGGUUGGGAGGAAGUUUGAGGGGCCACACAUUCAGUGGGAUCUGAUCACAGCCGCCAAUGCCGUUGCAACAACCAAGACUUCGCAUGCGUGA
This is a messenger RNA of Exophiala viscosa, 1629 nucleotides long. Its product is annotated as amino acid/polyamine transporter I. The record is from RefSeq and is a predicted model, not a curated record. Gene Ontology annotation, biological process: transmembrane transport. Lineage: Eukaryota; Fungi; Ascomycota; Eurotiomycetes; Chaetothyriales; Herpotrichiellaceae. Gene Ontology annotation, molecular function: transmembrane transporter activity. The coding region runs from base 1 to 1629 and encodes 542 amino acids. Gene Ontology annotation, cellular component: membrane. The transcript has 6 exons.